This is a messenger RNA of Notodromas monacha, 528 nucleotides long. NCBI's taxonomy places the organism in Eukaryota, Metazoa, Arthropoda, Ostracoda, Podocopida, Cyprididae. The record is from the annotation of a GenBank genome assembly.
AUGUUUUCAUUGGAAGUCCUGCUUCCAAUUCAAGAAAAGCCUCAGCAAAUGAAAAGACGCUUGAAUCUUUUAUUGACGUUACGCUUGGAGACUGUCCGCAAAUUUGAAACCCUUUCAGUUGCUGUGGCAGACACAUUUGGAAGUGUUCCGGAAAGACAGCAGGAAAUUGCCGAUAGGAGAUCCGGAUAUCGACUGGGAAGAAACAGUUUACCUCAAUUUGAUCAUCCACCAAUUCGAAUACACACUGACUCUGGCCACUUGCACUCGUACGAGUCCGAAGCACUUACAAAUACUCAAGCGUUAUUCACAGAGUACAUGUUUUCCAACUGCGAACUUUUUUUCGCGUCGUUCCCGCACUUCGACUCCCGUCCGUUCGGAUGCCUGUUGUGGAUUCGCGUCGUCCUUUUUCCCUGGCCGGACUCGCACUGUUUGCCGGAGCGCAGCGGCGGGAAAGAGAACCUGGCUCUGGAUUCUUCGGGGCAUUUUGAUGGGGAUGAAAAACUGCGCAAGUUUCGUAUUUAUUUUUAA